AUGACGUCUUGUGGCGUGGCAUUUUCCGGUGGUGGAAUGCGAUCCGCAGCCCUUUGCUCGGGCGUUUUACGCUACUUGCUUCAACACAAAAUCGUUUUCGAUUAUUUAAGUUGUGUUUCCGGCGGUGGCUUUACAGGAGCAGCUUAUCUCGACUGGAAAUAUCGUCAUAAUCAACAAGACAGCUCAGAAUGGCAUCAUAAGUUCUUUAAUCAUCUUCGAAGGCGAUGCGGAAUUUUUUGUUCCUGGGGAAACCCUUUGAUUGGAAUCAUUGACGCCGUCAUAUUACUUCUUCUCUGCGUUGUAGUAGCAAUCAUUCUUCCAGCUUUCACUUCGCUAGCAUUUGCAUUUCCCACGGCCUUUGCCGUGGACUUUCUCUUCGGAGAUAUCCUCCGCGCUGGAUUCCACUGUCCUACAACUAGCACAAAUUCUUCUUUCUCAAAUCCAGCGACUGAAAACAAAGGCUGUACUUUAGUACCCAAUGGCAGUCAAGAUGAAACCUUUGUAUUAUUCGGAGCUCUGUUUGCGACUUCAGGCGGACUGUAUGUCUUGAAAUUUCUUUUUCGACCUUGUCGUUCCUCCAUCCACAGUAAACUCGAAUUGUUGUAUUUCAUUUCUUGCUCUCUUUUCCUCAUGACCUUUUUACCCUGGUUUUUCGAGGUCUUUUUGCGAGCUCAGACUUCCGUUUAUGUAAACGGUUUUAUUUUACUCGGCAGCGUCUUUUUGUGGCUUGGCUUUCCACCGCUACGUAACGCCGCGUCUUUGGCGCUGUUGGUGUAUGCUUAUGCCUACACAACAAAAUGGAGAGUUUAUCGGAGUCCAGUGCUUAUAUUCAGUUACUCAGAAGACACGUUUUAUAAGGCUUUGCUUGGAUCCGCAGUUCUCUUGUGGAUAUCGCCUUUCCUGGGAAUGAUUAAAAUGGCCGCUGUUCACACCUACGGCAGGUAAGCCACUUGAAGUCUAGCCUGUAGAACGGACGAUAGUUUUUCGCUUUUUUAGGCGAGCGAAGGCAAGCGCGAGGCACGCGUGGAGCACGGGACACAGCGACGGGGAAUUUUUUUCCCAGCCCCUCCCUUCACGUGUUUCUCGUGCUCCACGCCCAUCACGUUUUGCCUAUACUUGCGGAGAAACCACUUAAAGUCAAUCGAAGAGAGUGGAAUGUUUUUGUUUUGCUUCGUUCUAUCACACUUCGACACACCAUUCAAAUAGGCAGAAAUGUUUUGGCCUCCUUUGCACACAAACCUGCAGCAUAAGCGAUUACUUUACCAAUAUAGAACUCAAGUAAUAGUGAUAAUUCUUUUCCCCUGUAGAUCUUUUAGUCGUUAAGCAAAAGCCAAAUAACGUAUUUCAUUUCAGCCUUAGCCGACGGAGAUUUUCUUAAACGCUUUCUUUGCAAUGCUAAAAAUUAUUCCAAUGCCUUAUCAGGUUAGUGGACACUCAUUUCCUACUUUUUGUUUUUUUAAAGAUGGCGUCUGCAGAAGGCAUUCUUCUUUACUGAGAGUACACGGUGCCUAGGGUGCGCUGGGAUAUCAGUGAAUGAUUGUAUACCAUUUUGCUCAUGCGCAGAGGUUUCUGAGUGGGAAGAACUGGAGAAGGGAUACGUUACUCUAGGUAUUUAUUUAUGUCAUGGGAGAAAGGCCUGUACCUUCGUUUUCACAUAAAUUAGUAGCAUAUGUUGCCUAGUCCCUAGGCCUCAUUAUUCCACGCUUGCAAUGCGUUUCGGGUCACGUGAUCCGAGCAAAGACCUUGACUGAGAAGGCCUGGGAAAGCGCCGUACAGGGACUAGGCAACACCAACUGUACAAAUGAAUGGAAAGAUUCUGGUCAGUUAUUAUGGGUAUGGAUAGGUUAACAUAGUAUGGUGUUUGCUGAAAAAGCAAAAUAGUGCAAGAAAAAAGACUAGAUUUCUAGCAGUCCCCCAGGAUUGUAGCGCGGCUAAGCAAGUGACGAGCGCGCGGACGAGGUGCGGCGGCGAGGUGCGGCCCCGGGUCUCUCUCCGGUUCCCCUCUUGAUUCGUUCGCUCUCCCUUAUCCAGACAAGCUUCGAACUUGACUGGCUGAAAAAGGAAUGCUCGACGUCUGAAAAAAGAUGGAAAUAAAGCUCAGAGCCGAGUUUCAGUGGAGCUUAGCUAGUGAGCUGAUUUGCACCUGAGAAAAUGAAAAUCGAAAAAAAAGUACAGCACAGGUUUAGAUUGGUGAUAAACUGAAGAGUAUAGAAGUCGAUUACAUUAGUUGUUAGUGGUACUGCAUAUAUAAGCUCAAUUCUAAUGUCUUUCAUCAGGUGAUCUUGCUGGAAUGAACCCGGUAUAUCUAUGCAAUACAGUGGUGAACAACUGGCGAAGAGAACACAACAUCGCUAACACUGGUCACGAGGCGGAGGCCUUCGAACUUCUUACCCUCUCUCCCACGGGCAUAGAACGACUGGAUGAGGACCCAGACGAACACAGCAGCUUUGCAGGUUGAGUUAUCUUGAUAAUCAAGUUCCAUACCAUGACAUUUUGAAACAACGGGUUCUGUCUUAUUAGAAAAUUUUAGUUCUCGAUUAUGAGAGCCCCGGGGCGCAGCACACUAGUCUUUGACUUUGGUGUUCUGUCGCUAUGUAGGUGUUACAAACUAGAUCUACGUUUGUCAAGAUGAAUUUUAGCAAGUAUGUCCAGCGGUGUCAUCAUAAUCUAAUUUCAAAUCGUAAUACUUUUAUUGCGUCAUUCUAAUGGCGCUAAGUCUCGAGCAGUAGGGAGUUUUAAAGCACCGACCGACAACGGCGACGGCAGCAAAAACGUCACUUUAAAAAUGAAUUCGCGCUUUUUCAAACUUUUUUGCGUUUAUUCUAGUUCGCUUGAAAUGUCAAAAAAGGGCGAAUUUCCUGGAGUUGAUUUCUUGGGGACCACACUAAAGUUUACUAAGAGAAAGGGUGCGUUUGAUUGGGAAUUGAAAUCUGGAUUUAGAAUCGAACGCAAAAUCCGAAACACAGAUUUCAACGCUGAGAUAUGUGUUCUUGAAUUCGCUUUCUUUCCGUUUUUUUUUGGAAAUCAGAAAAAGGAUUUGAAAAACAGUUCCAAAUUAGAACAAUGGUCUUCGGAUUUCUCAAUCGAACGGUAAAAAGGAAAUCCAUGGAAUCUGGAUUUGGAAUUCUUAAUAAAAAUCCACCAUCAGGACGGAUUUCAAGGAGGUGAAAUCCGUUUUCGGAUUUCGCGUUCGAUUGCAAAAAAUUCAAAAUCUAAAUCUGGAUUUCCCAAUCGAACGCAACCAAAGGAAAAUUCGUCGUUGCUUGUUUAUGUCCUCCAUAAAACGUGAAGUUUUUUCACGUCGAAGUCGUGCAGAGACGGCAGAGAAAUGUUUUGCUUUAUAAUAAGCCUAAUGACGUUCUCGUUGCCGUCGCCGUUGUUAAGGCUCCCUAGAGGCGCGCGAAACAGGUUCAAAUUUCGCAGUUUCAAUUAAGACCCAAAUCACACUCGUGAGUGCAGAACUCCCUUGGAGUCUUUAUUGCCCAACUAUUGAUUGACCCAAUGAUAGGGUCCCUUAAUUAGCAAAAUUUGUGGUCAGUUUACCCUUUCUCUAAUGAUGUUUUACUGCCCAGCAUCUGCUCGCAGCAUCAUAGUUUUAUUUUUUAACCUCUAGUAUAGAUCAAUAUCAUACCUGUAUGACAAUGAUUAGUGCAUCUGAUAAUGUAAGAACCACCCUUUGACUAUUCGCCCUUUCAUAGGUAAAAUUCACCCACGUGAUCUGAAGCUGUCUGACGUCACCGCUACAUCAGCAGCUGCCUUAGCACUCUACAUGGGAGUGUAUGACGUAAGAACCGAGACGGUGAGAAAACUACAAAUGGUGCUUGGUAUCCAUUUCGGCAAAGCACUUGUAUCUGAUCCAAGCGGAGACGUAGCAGGAUCGACAUUUUCAUAUUGCAGGGUAGGGUUUUUUUUUUUGCGUUGAUACUUUCGCUCGUGCAUCUGGAAGAAAAGCACAGGAAGCACGUGCGAAGUUGUUGUUUCGCUAAUCUAACCUAUUGCACAUUGCGCAUUCAUUUCAAGAUUUUGAUAUUUGCAUUUUAGGCUAUCCUUGGUAUAGCCCCUACUUACAUAUAUUCAGAACUUAGUCUAUUUGAAAUUGCAAGGCACAUACAACCUCAGAUCGUCAGGUGGGAUUUUGCUAGCAUCGUCAACAUUCAGAACUAAGGUCACACUAGGCGAUAGAUCCUUCCAGGUGGCUGCGCCCAAGUUAGGGAAUACUCCUCCGCGUGAGCUUCGCGAUAUUCCAAACUUGCAUACUUUUAAGAGCAAUCUUAAGACGUAUCUUUUUAAGUUUGCUUAUGGUUGACUAAAUUUUAAUUGUUACAUAUCGAUAUUUUAGAUUUUUAUGGCGGAAGUGUAUAUAUUUUUAUUGUUUUGCUGAUUGUAAAAAGGUUUGUAGUUUUGUUGUUCUUGUUGUUUUUUGUUUUGUUUUGUUUUUUUUUUUCAUGCUUUUAUUACUAAUGUAAUGCGUAUUUGAUCAUUUUUAUGAAUACCUGCAGCAAUAUAAGUGAUUAAAUUAUUAUUAAUUAAUAUUAUUAUUACAUUUUUGCCGUUUUCGUUGCCGUCGCCGUCGUCGUUGCUAAAACUCCCUAAAGAGGCCUCUAACGAGAAGAGAAAGCUCAUUUAGAAGGUCUCCAAUACGAUUUUCGGGAUCCCGAGAUUUGGCUGAAUUGACGUCCGGGAUUCGCGAUUUCAGAGGAAAUGGGGACUGAGAUUCAGGCAUUUAAUGACGAGUCAGUAAAUGUGGGAUUUGUUGGUGUUUUUUGAUGGGGAUUCGAUAAAUGUUGUUUUAAAGAGCAGAGAUCUGUUAGAAUGGUAAGCUUCUAUUGGCAAAAGUGUUCAGCAUGCCGAAGAUAGGCGAUUUUUCCCUGGCUUUUACGUAUUUUUUUACUGUCAUUACCCUGCCGAUUUGUUCUCUAUUUUUUGACAUAUUAAAGUUGUUACACGUACUAAUCUCAGAAAAUUGUCAUAUUCCAGCGAGGCUAUGAUUUCUAACAAUCCCCUCUAGUGUAUUACUUUAGGGGAAGGAAAGUAUGAUUAAAUGAAACAGGUUUGCUUUUUUCAGUUCCUUCCAGCCCUUAUUCAGAUGCUUAUCGUGGUUCCUGUCAUUCUACCACCGUUCCUUAGCAACCACUGGCACGUGAUCGUGGUCUCCUGGUACCUAGCCAUCCUCGUUUUAGUGCUGUUUAUUGCUUCUCUGUCAACUGGAAGUGAAAACGGUGGAUGUCUUGAUAAAUUUGUCAGGUAUUAGAAAUAGCCACUAGUUGACAACUAAUUGUAAUAGGGUUUUAACACGUAACGAGAAAAUAAUGGGUGUCAUGGAGACUACAGUAUACUCUGCUGUUGAUUUAGUGGUGAGUCUGCUUUAAGAAAAUACUCUCACUUCGAUGAAAAGUUCUCUAAUAGAUUACGCUGUUAUUUUAUACUAAAAAGACAUUUUUUUAUGCUUCAGAUGGUGCACAGUCAACAUUUAUCACGUAAGAUUUGCUCGCCUUUUUCUGCAGACUAUCGAUGUUGGCCCAGUCCCGCCAGCCAUCCUCAACCUCAGCGACGGAGGUCACAUCGAGGGUCUGGGACUGCUAGCUCUUUUGAAAAAGAGGCUGAGAAAAAUUGUAGUCAUCGACGGGACCACCCCGGGGAAUGGCCAAAGGGUAUCAUCACAGCUAUUGCGCUCGCUUGAGUUGGCACGAAAAAGGUUGAGGUGCUCGUUUAGCGCGAUGGACGGCCGAGAUAUCACCGAAGAUCUCCGAAGCAAACUAGACCAAGUACCCCCACGACACAAACCUAGGUUUUACAAGUUUAGGGUGGAGUACAAGGACAAAAAGGGAAAUACAGUGGAUAAUGAACAAACUGGGAAGGGAGAAAUAAUGUUGAUACUUCCUCGACAUCCUGACGAGGGUAUGUUAAUCUUUUACCUCUGGAUCAGACUAAAAAUUCUGAUCUUUUGUCCCCAUAUGUCUGCAAGAGAAGAUUAAGAGAGUAGCAAACAGAACGUGUUAAAACUUAUCUGCGGAAAAAUCCGUAAAUCUGUAAUUAUCUGCGGAAAUCUCAGACCUCGAUCGGUUAAUAAGUUAUUUGUUACAUGGCCUUUUUAGUGGUAUACUCUGGAUAAUAUAAAACUCGCUAGCGCUGUCGCUCUCUUCGUCGCUCAUACUAAAGAGAUAUCGGUAUGCGGUAUUUUUCUUUCAGUUAUUGAAAACAUAGUCAUAUUUUGUCGGUAAUUUUAAAUUCUUGUUUUCACCCAUGUACUCGCACCUUUACUCAUAACACAAAAGAGCCGUCGAGCAGAGAAAAAUUUUCCUAGUGCCCGGUCAUUGCAGAAAAAGUCUUGCCCGCUCAGCAGCCAAUCAGAGUUCGCUCACUAUGGAAGUAAUAUAGACAUGAUAACGAGUAAAACUUGUAAUAUGCUGUUUCAGAACUUAUCAAGCUCAUAUAUGAGAAAAUAUGAUUGCAGUCGGUAUUUCGUCUACAUAACGAAUACCCCUUUAAACUGCACUUGAUCGAAUGUUAUUUUCUUUCUUUCCUUCAAGGCACUCCCUCCCCAAUAGGCUUAGCGCGAUCGUGGGAAGAUUACACUCGUGACACCAACCAGCCAAUGAGCGGAAAGAAAUGGGGAUCAGGACCCGACCUUGAGGCUGGAGAGGUUGAUCGACUCACAGGCUGUUGCUGCGAAUGCUGUCACGUGACCUGCUGGAGGGCUUGUUGUGGGUGAGUGUGAGCGACUAAGUGAAGAGCGCGUCCAACUUUGCAGAAUUAUUUUUUAAGUAUUGCUCAGUACGCACUGUAUAUUGCUCUUUCUUCUCGCGCACGUAACAUAACACCGUGAAGCUUUUGGCGUUAGUUGAACUUAUGAUAUUUUGACACUCGGUAAAAUUCCCUAAUUCCAAGGAAAGCUUCUAGCGGUAAUCGGCUCCUGCUUCUUGGUGUUGACGGGUACAGUUACCAAAUGACACAAUACAAAAUAUUGAAAACUGACACUGAACAAUUCCCACCCGACAACACAAAAGCGAUCUAAUAAAGGUUCCCCAACAACAAGAAACACCAAUUCCAGUCUAUCUCCAUUCAGCGUUUUUUCAGGGAAUGAAUCAUACUAGAAAACUUUUGCAGAGUAACAGCCAAGACCUUAUUCCUCUAGCCAGCAGAGGAAUCUAAAAAACGUGACAACUAUAAACUGGCUGGAUACAGGGCUGAAAAUAGGAUAAAAUGUACGCUCCAAGGGUCAAGGCGCCUGUCUGCGGCCAGUCGGGGGAGGGGCACUCCUAUAAUGGCCUAUACGGGGAGGCUCCGCCCGGAAGGGGUACCUUUAUCAGGCUUCAGGUAUAAGAAACGGUAUAGGGAUUUCAUUAGUUGCAGUACAGUAUGAAAGGGUAGGAAAAUCUGUCAUUUCGAUCUGAAAACGGACCAAAAAGGGUUACCAUACGCAUUUUAUGGACGUGAAAAAUGCAAGAAAGGUUCAUUUACAGCAGUUAAAAGGAUUGCAGUGUUUCAAACUAGGUCAUCAUCAUCAUCAUCAUCAUCAUCAUCAUCAUCACCACUUGGUAUGGUAUGUGAAAGAGGCACCAUUUGCUCUGUAAAGGGUAUACGAAAGGGGUAUCUUUUCUGUCAAAAAUGCAAUAUAAAAAGGUAAGGGGUUGGACCUCGGGGCGGAGCCUCCCGGUAUAAAACUUUGUUGAGUUCGCCCCCCGGGCGCCUGACGGUUAUUAAGGUUUGUCGGCAUUGACGUAUACCACAUUGUGAUUGCAGGGUCUGUUGUGGAAUUUUCCCGCACCACGUGACUCUGAAUCAGUUUUUCACGUCUGCAAUGUACAGUGCCUAUCACAGGGAAGGCUACCGCGCAUGUCUAGACGCUGAAAUAGAGCACUUCUUCUCAGAUGCAGAGGCUGGUGAAAAGAAAUAA
Molecule: messenger RNA, 7897 nt
Organism: Porites lobata
Lineage: Eukaryota; Metazoa; Cnidaria; Anthozoa; Scleractinia; Poritidae
Source: the annotation of a GenBank genome assembly